Molecule: messenger RNA, 2164 nt
Organism: Haliotis rubra (blacklip abalone)
Lineage: Eukaryota; Metazoa; Mollusca; Gastropoda; Lepetellida; Haliotidae
Product: TNF receptor-associated factor 3-like
Exons: 12
Coding region: 335-2164 (609 amino acids)
Biological process (GO): tumor necrosis factor-mediated signaling pathway; regulation of canonical NF-kappaB signal transduction; regulation of apoptotic process
Cellular component (GO): plasma membrane signaling receptor complex
Molecular function (GO): zinc ion binding; protein binding
Source: RefSeq, a predicted model, not a curated record
AGGCACAUUUAUAGGUGAUUUCCCCUGUAGCUAAAUAUAAACGGGGAAAACCCAUGCUUGGAUCCGCGUUUUGUGAAACGCACGUAAGCUUAAAAUAGUGAUCCGCAAAAUAUAAGCGAGUUAAAGAGACACGGAAACGUUUUGAACUCAUCGCAGUUAAGUAGAUACACAGAGGUACAUGCGUCCGCUUACCAAAGUUGGAUUCAAGAUGGAGUUGGAUAAAGAAGAAGAAUUUAACUGAACAUCUCCGUGCAUUGGAUAACGGCACAUGUCGAAUAAUUACUCGUUGGUGAAAAUAUAGAUCAACACGGCACAAGUAGUGGCAUGGAAGUGAAUGAUAAGGAAGACAGCGAUGAUGAUGAUGAUGAUGAUGAUGAUGAUGAUUUGGAGAUUUUACGCGCUUUCCCAUAUGUUGCCUGCGUAUUUCGCACACGUUGAUACAGGAAAUGCAUGUAUGAUGGCGUCAACGUCUUCAGGUACAAGUAGCCCUUUGUCUUCUCUGGCCGAGAGCAGCCUAACUUCCUCAGAAGAUGGUGAGCCGAACUUUAUCAAUGUGGACGAAAGGUACAAAUGUGCUGUCUGUCACAACGUCUUAAAGAAUCCUGUUCAGACAAAAUGUGGACACAGAUUGUGUGAAGGAUGCGUUGAAAUACUUUUCCGGCAGGGCGAGCCAGUAACUUGUCCACAAGCUGAUGAAUACUGUGAAAAGCUCAUGAAAAAUGACAUCUACCCUGAUGUUAGUGCCAGAAGAGAAAUAAGAAACUUGCCUGUCUACUGUCCAUUCAAGAACUUGGGAUGUGGAAAAGAAGUGCCAUGGAAAGAUCUUAAUAAGCAUGUGAGUGCAUGUACCUUCAAGCCUGUUGAAUGCCCAAACAGGCACAAUGGAUGUAUGGAAAUCCUCCCCCAGAAAUCUCUAGACUCCCACGUGAAGCAGUGUCAAUAUCGCCAAGUUCAGUGUGACCAGUGCAGACAGCCCAUCCCAAUAGCCAUGGCACAGAAACACAAGGAGUCGGACUGCCCAGAAGCAAAUAUUUCAUGUCCUUACAAGUGUGGUGCACCUCAGAUGAAGAGGAAGGAGCUGGAGCACCAUUUCAAUGUUUGUCAGAAGAAACCGAAGGAAUGCAAAUUCAAGUCUGUCGGGUGUACUUUUGCUGGCAGUGCACAAGACAUUGCAGAGCAUGAAAAGCGGGAUAUUUCCCAGCAUCUGGAACUUGUGACAAUGUAUACUGGAAAUAUGGACCUACAGAGCAUGCAGAUCAGGACUGAACUUGGUGAGAUAACAACAGAGAGAGAUCAGCUGAAAGCUCAGCUUGAAAGGACUCUUGCUGAAAAUGCCUCACUCAAGGAAAGUGUUGGAAAGCUGGAGACUACGGUUCGUGAUAUGAGGUUGAAAAUGGUUUCCCAGACUGAGAGAGUUAUUAAGCUGGAGAGGAGGGUGGAGGAACUACCGCGCAAGGAACAGCUGGAACAACAAAGUCGAGAGUUGACAACACUCCGUGAAAAGUCACAGAGUCUGACAGAGCAGAUUGCAGGGAUGGAGGGUGGUCAGACAGUUGCCCGCUAUGGCAGUUUGAGCACAAUGGCAGAUGCCUUCACCACUCAGCUUGCUGCGCAUGACCGACAAAUUGGUAUCCAUGAUGUGCGAAUUGCAGAAAUGGAUCUGAGAUUUCAGAUUUUGGAAACUGCCAGCUAUGAUGGGGUCCUGCUGUGGAAGAUCCGAGACUACACGCGCCGCAAGCAGGAGGCUGUGAGUGGGAGAACUCUGUCACUUUACAGUCAGCCAUUCUACACCAGCAAGUAUGGAUACAAAAUGUGUACGAGGGUCUACCUGAACGGCGAUGGCAUGGGCAAGACAACACACGUCUCAUUGUUCUUUGUCAUCAUGCGUGGAGAGUACGACUCUCUCCUUCCCUGGCCGUUCCAGCAGAAGGUCACCCUCUACUUGCUGGACCAAGGAGUGGAGCGGAGGCAUCUGAGCGAUCAUUUCCACCCUGAUCCCAGUAGCAGCAGCUUCCGCAAGCCCCAGACCGAGAUGAACAUCGCAUCUGGGUGUCCUCUGUUUGUCAGCCACUCUGUCCUGGAGAACCCGACAAACAACUACUUGAAAGAUGACACAAUCUUUAUCAAGAUUGCAGUAGAAACAGCUAACCUCAGAAUAGUCUAA